UUACAGAGGACUCACAUAUUACAAAGAAUUGUCUUUCCAUCUUCGCUGUAAGAUCGAUCGGAUCGAAACCCUAGCUCGGCUCUCGAUGGGCCUCUUUUGAUAGGGAGCUCCAUUGGCCUUAAUGCAGAGGUUGCUGUUCUGACAGAAGGCUUAUGCAUCUAUUUGAACACAAUUUUUGCUAAAUGAGGCAUGCAAAUAUGAAAAAUGUGUCUUCUAACGUUGAUGAGAAUGCAAUGCCUAUCACAAGAUCUCGGGCUAAGGCCUUAGCUUCUUCUGGAGGCCUACCCCCUGUAAACCCUUCAACCAAUCAAGAUGGGAAACCACUCACAAGAGCAAAGUCAAAAAGAGGAGCAUCAGAUGAGAAUAAACAAACUACUGGUGCUACUUCUGGUCAGCCAAAGAAAAGAGCUGCUCUGAAGGAUGUCUCAAAUGUAGUCUGUGAAAGUGCAUCCUUGAACUGCAUGUGGGAAACCAGAAUGCAGAGUAAGAAACACCCAGCUAAGAGAACGGCUAAGGUGACACCUGCUAUCUUAGUCAAUAAAAGGCCACAUCUUCAAGUGAAUACGAAACAAAAUAUAAUUGAAGAACACAAUGAAGUAAAGGCUGAGGCAUUGCAAGAACUCCAGUCACCAACAAACUUCACACAAAGUACGUUAACUCAGCAAAGCGAGUGUGAUGCCAUAAAGCAAUGUGGUAUACCAGAUCUUAUGCCUAUGCACAAGAGUACCUCAAUGACUGUUACACAACAGAGUACAUCAACAGGAGAUGAACACAAACUUUGCAAAAAAGAGGGCUUGGAUAGUCUAGGGAUUUCACUCAUUUCAGACAUAGAUUCAAAGCACAGGGAUCCACAAAUGUGCAGUUUGUAUGCCCCUGAUAUAUACACAAAUCUACAUGCUAUGGAGCUAGACCGCAGGCUUUCUUCCUGUUUCAUGGAAAGGAUACAACGGGACAUUACCAAGGGUAUGCGAGGCAUACUGAUUGAUUGGCUUGUUGAGGUUUCUGAAGAAUACAGGCUAGUUCCAGACACAUUGUAUCUGACUGUGAAUCUCAUUGAUCGGUUUCUCUCAGAAAAUUACAUUGAGAAACAAAAACUGCAACUGCUUGGUGUGACAUGCAUGCUCAUUGCUUGCAAGUAUGAAGAAAUUUGUGCACCUCGCGCUGAAGAGUUUUGCCUUAUUACUGACAACACCUACACGAAAGAACAGGUUGUGAAAAUGGAAAGCUGUGUUCUGAACCUUUUGGGCUUUCGACUUUCAAUUCCAACCACUAAGAAGUUCCUCAGGCGAUUCAUUCAAGCAGCACAAGCUUCCUAUGAGGUUCCAUCUGUUGAACUUGAAUUCAUGGCAAAUUAUUUGGCGGAGUUAACUCUAAUUGACUAUAGUUUCCUUAAGUUUCUUCCAUCUCUUAUUGCUGCUUCUGCUGUAUUUCUAGCUCAAUGGACUCUCGAUCAAUCAAAACACCCAUGGAAUCCGACCUUGGAGCAUUACACUAGAUACAAGGCAUCGGAGCUGAAAACUACUGUCUCAGCUCUGCAGGAUUUACAGCUGAAUGCUAAUCAGUGCAGCCUUAAAGCCAUAUGUGAAAAGUACAAGCAGCCAAAGUUCAAGUGCGUGGCAACUCUGACUUCCCCAAAUCUGCUUCAAUCGCUGUUCUCGGAAUCAAAGGUUCUGUCUUUCUGACCAUGGACAAUAACUGUGCUCUUUCUUAAAUCAAGAAGCUGUCUUGAUCUCACCCAUAAUAAUCUCCAUCACCAAGAGCUGUCAUUCUUUUGUUCAUACCUCAAACUUCACCCAAUGUUCUGUUGUUCUGUCAGUCUGUCUAUGCGACAUGGAAACAUUUGAAAGCAGUAAUUAAACGAUAAACGGCCUUUAUGCUGUAUUUAGUUGAGCCUUCUAGUUUCUGAGCCAUAAAUUAACAGCACCAGAUAGUUACUUGCUAUCUAGUAGGUGUUCUCUCUCUGGGCUCAUUGUAUAAACUUCUUUGAUGUGAUGUUAUCUAUCCUUCUUAUUCAAUGAAUAAAUACUUUCGAUUUUAUUUACAAAUUGAAAGAUUUUCAUUUGAUGCAAA
Molecule: messenger RNA, 2070 nt
Organism: Ipomoea triloba (trilobed morning glory)
Lineage: Eukaryota; Viridiplantae; Streptophyta; Magnoliopsida; Solanales; Convolvulaceae
Product: cyclin-A2-1-like
Exons: 11
Coding region: 183-1682 (499 amino acids)
Biological process (GO): mitotic cell cycle phase transition; regulation of cyclin-dependent protein serine/threonine kinase activity
Cellular component (GO): cyclin-dependent protein kinase holoenzyme complex; nucleus; cytoplasm
Molecular function (GO): cyclin-dependent protein serine/threonine kinase regulator activity
Source: RefSeq, a predicted model, not a curated record